AUGAUUUGCAAUGCCAAGUUGAGCAAUUCUAGUCUAGCACCGGCAAAACUAAAGGAACACUUCCUAAAGCUGCAUGGAGAUGGGAAAUACAAGAACAAAACACUCGCUGAAUUCAAGGUGAAGAGAGCCAGAUUCGAUGAAAAGGCUACUCUGCCUGUUCUCGGCUUUGUACCCAUCGACAAACCGAUCCUCACAGCAUCGUACGAAGUUGCGUACCUGAAAGCAAAGCAGGGCAAACCACACACCAUUGGUGAAACACUCGUAAAACCAGCUGCGUUGAAGAUGGCGAAUAUCAUGCUGGGAAAAGCUGCUGAAGAUAAGUUAUCCCAAAAUCCUCUUUCAAAUGACACUAUCAGCAGCAGAAUAGACGACAUGAGUGAUGACAUCUUGGCUCAAGUAGUUGCAGAUCUGAUUUCAAGCCCAGCAAAUUUCAGCCUCCAACUCGACGAGACCAACGACGUUUCAAAUCUAAGCCAGCUUGUUGUAUUCGUGCGCUAUAUGAAAGACGACAUGAUAAAGAAAGAUUUUUUAUUUUGUAAGCCUCUUACAACAACAACCAAGGCAGUCGAUGUGAAGAAACUCGUGGAUGAUUUCUUCAGAGACAACAAUCUUUCGUGGAAUAUGGUUUCUGCAGUUUGUUCGGACGGAGCGCCAGCCAUGCUGGGACCACACUCUGGUUUUGGAGCGCUGGUGAAAUCCGAUGCACCAUACAUCAUUGUUACGCACUGUGUUCUGCACAGACAUGCGUUGGCAACAAAAACCUUGCCUCCAAAACUGGCAGAAGUAUUAAAAAUUGUAGUUGAAUGUGUGAACUAUGUGCGAAAUAGUGCUAUGAAGCACCGCAUCUUCAAAGAGCUGUGUAAGGAAAUGGGCUCUGAAUUCGAGGGCGGUGGAGUCAACAUCAUCGAAGCAGAAGAAAACCUGAAGGCGUUUAAAAUUAAGCUACCUUUAUGGAAACGACGAACAGAGAAUGAUAACGUCGCAAACUUUCCCCUGCUGGACGACUGUGUAAGUAAGAUCGAAGACAUGUCUGGAAUUGGAGACAUUUCUGUACCUGGGGAGCUGAAGCAAGCAAUUGCCAUGCACUUAGAUGAGCUCGCAAAGUCUCUCGACGGAUACUUCCCCACCAGAGAGUCAUAUCCAGCAUGGGUGAGACAGCCGUUCACGUUUAGUGUUGCGACAGCAGAUGUCAACGAUGAAUACCUCGACGAAAUCAUUGAACUUCAGCAGAGCCAGCUUCAACAGCAACUCUUCAGAACAACAUGGUUCUCAACGUUUUGGUGUCACCAAAUCGCACCAUACCCUCUUAUUGCUAAGAAAGCCCUUGAGAUACUCACACCGUUUGUUACAACGUAUCUUUGCGCGCAAUCCUUUUCGAGGAUGGUAGACGUGAAAACUAAGAAAGGAAGAGACUUUGUUGCGAAAAUGAUAUGA
Messenger RNA from Lampris incognitus (smalleye Pacific opah), 1434 nucleotides. Its product is annotated as protein FAM200C-like. The record is from RefSeq and is a predicted model, not a curated record. Bases 1 to 1434 code for a protein of 477 amino acids. The transcript is spliced from 2 exons. NCBI's taxonomy places the organism in Eukaryota, Metazoa, Chordata, Actinopteri, Lampriformes, Lampridae.